ACCUGCAUCUUGGAUUUCGCGCCACACACAACAGCUGGGGAGGAAGAAGGAGCGCAAGUUACACACUGAAGUGAAAAGUGAUCAGAAACUUUUUUUUAUCUGGUGAUUAUAGAAAAGCAGUUAUGGCUGCCGUGAAUGAGAUUGACGACCAGGAGAUGCGUGAAGCUCAGCGGGAGUACCUGGAUUUCCUUGAUGAUGAGGAGGAUCAGGGUAUAUACCAGAGCAAAGUGCGAGACAUGAUCAGUGAAAAUCAGUACCGUCUGAUUGUGAACGUAAAUGAUCUCCGAAGGAAAAAUGAGAAAAGGGCUAAUCUGCUUUUGAACAAUGCUUUUGAGGGUCUAAUCGCAUUUCAGCGAGCUCUCAAGGAAUUUGUUGCGUCAAUUGAUGCCACAUAUGCCAAGCAGUAUGAAGAGUUCUAUGUGGGUCUUGAAGGAAGUUUUGGAACAAAACAUGUGACUCCUCGUACUUUAACUUCACGCUGUCUAAGUUGUGUUGUGUGCGUCGAGGGGAUAGUUACCAAGUGCUCCUUGGUCCGGCCUAAAGUUGUUCGCAGUGUUCAUUAUUGUCCUUCUACAAAGAAAACUAUAGAACGUAAAUAUACGGAUAUGACUAGUCUGGAAGCAUUUCCUUCUAGUGCUGUUUAUCCCACUAAGGAUGAGGAUAACAAUCCUUUGGAAACUGAGUUUGGUCUUUCAGUCUACAAAGACCAUCAAACCAUUACUAUACAGGAAAUGCCAGAAAAAGCACCUGCUGGUCAGCUUCCAAGAUCUGUAGAUAUAAUUUUAGAUGAUGACCUUGUAGACAAAGUCAAGCCAGGUGAUCGUGUGCAGGUUAUUGGGACAUAUCGCUGUUUGCCAUCAAAACAAAAUGGUUACACUUCAGGUUCUUUUAGAACCAUACUGAUAGCCUGCAAUAUUUUACAAAUGAAUAAAGAAGUGAAUCCAGUUUUUUCUGCUGAUGAUCUGGUAAAAAUAAAGAAAUUCAGCAAAAGCCAUUCAAAGGGUAUUUUUGAUCAUCUGUCUAAAUCACUUGCACCAAGUAUACAUGGUCAUGAAUUCAUAAAGAAGGCAAUUCUCUGCAUGCUUCUGGGAGGAGUAGAGAAAGUCUUGGAAAAUGGGAGCCGUAUCAGGGGAGAUAUAAAUGUGCUCCUUAUAGGGGACCCCUCUGUGGCAAAAUCUCAGCUUCUUCGAUAUGUACUUUGUACUGCUCCUCGUGCCAUCCCCACCACUGGCAGAGGCUCCUCUGGUGUUGGUUUGACUGCCGCAGUUACCACAGACCAAGAAACCGGAGAGAGAAGGUUGGAAGCUGGUGCCAUGGUUCUGGCUGACAGAGGAGUUGUGUGCAUUGAUGAAUUUGAUAAAAUGUCUGACAUAGAUCGUACAGCCAUCCAUGAAGUCAUGGAACAAGGUCGUGUUACCAUUGCCAAAGCUGGUAUUCAUGCUAGAUUAAAUGCCCGGUGCAGUGUGCUGGCUGCUGCUAAUCCUGUCUAUGGAAGGUAUGACCAAUAUAAAACUCCCAUGGAAAACAUUGGCCUUCAGGACUCCCUCUUGUCUCGUUUUGAUUUGCUCUUCAUUAUGCUGGAUCAGGCAGACCCAGAGCAGGAUAGAGAAAUCUCAGACCAUGUUUUACGUAUGCACCGAUACAGAUCAGCUGGAGAACAGGAUGGAGAUGCUAUGCCCCUGGGAAGUGCAGUGGAUAUCCUUGCCACAGAAGACCCUAACGUUACACAUGAUGAGCAGCACGAACUACAAGUGUAUGAUAAACAUGAUAGUCUUCUUCACGGAGUUAAGAGAAGGAAGGAAAAGAUAGUCAGUGUUGAAUUCAUGCGCAAGUACAUCCAUGUUGCCAAGAUGUUUAAACCUGCUCUAACGUCAGAAGCAGCUGCUUACAUUGCAGAGGAGUAUUCUCGUCUGAGAAGUCAAGACCAGAUGAGCACAGAUGUUGCGAGGACGUCACCUGUGACUGCCCGUACACUGGAAACCCUAAUCCGUUUAUCUACAGCACAUGCAAAAGUGAGAAUGAGCAAAACUGUAGACUUGCAGGAUACUGAGGCUGCUGUUGAGCUUGUGCAGUAUGCAUAUUUCAAGAAGGUUCUAGAGAGAGAAAAGAAGCGAAGAAAACAAGAUGCUGGGUCUGACACUGAGGAAGAGGAGCAAGCACAGGCUGAUGAAAGCAGGAAGAGGAGGAAGAAGCAACGGGCAAGUGAUGGGAAAUCCCCAAAAGAGGGAGACUCGCAUGACCCUUAUGAUUUUAGUGAUACAGAAGAUGAAACCCCUUCUGUUCAGUCCCAGACACCAGGACAGGAGGCAAUGGAAACAGAUUCUUCUGCAAAAUCAGGAUUAUCUGGUGACAGAUUAAAGAUCUUCAAGUCUGCACUGCUGGAUGCAUUUAAGGCUGCUCAUGCCCAGUCAAUUGGCAUGCAGCCCCUGAUGGAAGCUAUCAACAAAAACAAUGAAGCUCCUUUCUCAAAGGAUGAAGUCAAUGCAGCUUUGGAUCUUAUGCAAGAGGCUAACCAUGUUAUGGUUUCUGAGGACAUUAUUUUCUUAAUCUAACUGGGAUUCGCGAUUGGAGUGGAGUUAAUAGCUAAACAUCUGGAUUUUUUAUGAGCUGUGUUCAUUUAUGAAGUGUACUUCUGCUUCACUUCAUACGUUUUCAUAUCUAUGCUGCUUCUUUUUUACAGUUUGUUUCUGUAUAUAAUCUAAAGACUUAAGAGAAUUUAAAGCCCUGUAAGCUCUGAUUGGACUGCUUUUGUAUGCAGUAAUGUUGGUAUCGUCUCUUACUGUGUUUUAAUUAACAAUAUUUUGUUAUGGGUGAGUUGUGGUUUCACCUGACUUUUUAAAGAUGUUUGCCUUUCAGAUAUGUACCUCUAUUCUUGAGAGGUAUAUUUGUUUAAAAAAAAAUGCAUCAUGAUUGUGUUGCUUUAUCAGUAAAUAGCAAUGCUGUCAUAAAAAUGUAUUACUUUACCAUGUUGAAAAUACAUUGUAUAUAUUUCAUGUUGUUCAGUUUGAUGGUAGCUGCAUUAUGUUGAAGCAUUCAUUGCUGAUGCUUUAUUAGAAUAAUUUUAACACAACUUUGUUUAAGUAUUCCUGUUGCUAGUUUUACAAAUUGUCUAAUGUGUUUAGCUUAUGAAAGCUACAGUUGUCUUAAUCAUGUGUUCAUUAAACAUUUUAUAAAUAAAACUGUAAUAUUUAUACAGUC
Bombina bombina (fire-bellied toad) is the source of this 3198-nucleotide messenger RNA. RefSeq names its product minichromosome maintenance complex component 3 (gene MCM3). The transcript is spliced from 17 exons. Gene Ontology annotation, biological process: mitotic DNA replication initiation; double-strand break repair via break-induced replication; DNA strand elongation involved in DNA replication. The record is from RefSeq and is a predicted model, not a curated record. Gene Ontology annotation, molecular function: ATP hydrolysis activity; single-stranded DNA helicase activity; single-stranded DNA binding. Gene Ontology annotation, cellular component: nucleus; MCM complex. Bases 123 to 2552 code for a protein of 809 amino acids. NCBI's taxonomy places the organism in Eukaryota, Metazoa, Chordata, Amphibia, Anura, Bombinatoridae.